CUAGCCAUCUCUCUGGUUCUUUCCCAGGAUGUGUUCUUGAUAUGCUUCUCCCUGGUCAGUCCGGCCUCCUUUGAGAACGUCCGAGCUAAGUGGUACCCUGAGGUGAGACACCAUUGCCCCAACACACCCAUCAUCCUGGUGGGAACAAAGCUGGAUUUGCGAGAUGACAAGGAUACCAUUGAGAGGCUGCGAGACAAGAAGCUUUCUCCCAUCACUUACCCGCAGGGCCUGGCCAUGGCAAGAGAGAUUGGUAAGGCUGUGUAUGACAUAUG
This is a messenger RNA of Paralichthys olivaceus (Japanese flounder), 272 nucleotides long. The record is from RefSeq and is a predicted model, not a curated record. NCBI's taxonomy places the organism in Eukaryota, Metazoa, Chordata, Actinopteri, Pleuronectiformes, Paralichthyidae.